Messenger RNA from Malurus melanocephalus (red-backed fairy wren), 1501 nucleotides. It is a transcript of the gene TMUB2, whose product is annotated as transmembrane and ubiquitin like domain containing 2. Bases 394 to 1245 code for a protein of 283 amino acids. The transcript is spliced from 3 exons. The record is from RefSeq and is a predicted model, not a curated record. Gene Ontology annotation, molecular function: protein binding. NCBI's taxonomy places the organism in Eukaryota, Metazoa, Chordata, Aves, Passeriformes, Maluridae.
CCCGCCGCCCCCUUCCGCCCCCUGGCGGCGGCGCCGUGUGACGUGGCGCUUCCGGAGCGCGGGCGGCGGCAGGCGGUCGGGAAUGUCCUGACCCUGCCCCGCUGGRCACCGAGGGGCUGCGGGACCCUCCGGGACCCUCCGCCGGGCCCGGUAAGGUGAGCGCAGCGCUGCCGGUUCGGUGCCUCGGUUGCGAGGAGGAAAAUCCGCAGCGAGGAGCUCCCGUCCCUGCGGAUCUCCGGGCACCGGGAGCAGCCCCGGGUUCCGUUGUCAGCCCGMAAGUGGCACCGGGRCAGCCCCGGGGGUCCCCGCUGCUGCUGCACAGCCCGGUCACACCGGGCACCGCGGGAUCGAGGAGGGGAUAGAGGAACCCGGCGGAGCGGGGGGGUCCCGGAGAUGGAGCCCCCGGCCGCCCCCCUCAUUCUGGGGGUGGGGGACGAGGUGACGCUGGUGGCUGGAGUGGCCGUGCUGGUGCUGGCUCUGGUGCUGGCCUGGCUGUCCACAUACGUGGCCGAUGGCACCAACCAGCUCCUGGGCACCGGGGACGCGGCCGUCAUCCGCCUCGGGCCCCUCCCGCCCUACGCGGGGCCCGCGGGGGCGGACGAAGCCCCGGAGCCCCCCAGGACCCCCGAAAACGCAGAGGAAAAAACAGAGGAAGAAGCGGGGGCGGCGGCACGGGGGGACAGCGGGAGCGCCCCYGACCCCGGCCUGGAGCAGCUGCUGGAUGUCCGGAGCUUGUCCCAAAACCCCACCGAGCCCGGAGCCCCGGAGGAGGGGGAUUUGUGCCCCGGGCUCAUCAAGAUCCGCCUCAAGUUCCUCAACGACACCGAGGAGGUGGCGGUGGCCCGGCCCGARGACACCGUGGGGAUUCUCAAGAGCAAAUAUUUCCCRGGCCAGGAGAGCCAGAUGAAGCUCAUCUACCGCGGGCAACUGCUGCAGGACCAGGCACGGACGCUGCGCUCGCUCCGCAUCACCGACAACUGUGUCAUCCACUGUCACCGCUCCCGGGGAGCCACCGCGGCCACCCCGGCCCUGCCCGAGCCCGGCCCCGCCACCCCCACGGCCCCGGGGCUGCCCCUGGGCGGGGGGACCCUGAUGGUGCCCACGGUCAUGGUGGUGCUGGCGCUGGGUUGGUAUUUCCGCAUCAACUACCGGCAGCUCUUCACGGCCCCGGCCACCGUGUCCCUGAUCGGUGUCACCGUGCUGGUCACCUUCCUGGCUUUCGGGGUGUACGGACAGGCGGGAUGAGGUGGGAAGGAGCGGGGAUGCACCGCAGUGUCCCUGUCCCCGCGCUGUGACAGGAGCCAGCACGGUGGGAGCUCAGCGCGUCUGUCCCAGCCUUGCUGUCGGACUUUACCCCCCCAAAAAGGGGCUGUGCCCCCCUCCCCAAAUUCCAUUCCCCCCUCCCGGCCCCAAUCGCAGCUCCGGGGGAGUGGGACAGCACUGGAACGGGUCGUGGCUUCUUCCCAAGGACUUUUUGAGGCAAAUAAAGGGUGUUAAGUCA